Molecule: messenger RNA, 4341 nt
Organism: Gadus chalcogrammus (walleye pollock)
Lineage: Eukaryota; Metazoa; Chordata; Actinopteri; Gadiformes; Gadidae
Gene: avl9
Product: AVL9 homolog (S. cerevisiase)
Exons: 16
Coding region: 181-2109 (642 amino acids)
Cellular component (GO): cytoplasm
Source: RefSeq, a predicted model, not a curated record
GUCCGUGACGUCAUCCCACGACCGAAGACGGACCUGCGGAAGGGAAAACAAAUCGCUCCGGAGUCGUGUUGUUGAUUUUGUAUGUGUGCGUGUCCGGAGCUCGAAGCAAGGAAAAGUAGUAUCCUUUCUGUACUCUGUUUAGAUCUAUUAUUACAGUGGAGAUCUGCGCAGUAAGCGGCCAUGGAGGCGCAGAGAGGCAGAGAGGACGUCAAGUUGCCCCCCGUGCUGCACAUCGUCGUGGUUGGGUUUCAUCACAAGAAGGGUUGUCAGGUGGAGUUCUCCUACCCCCCCCUGCUGCCGGAUGAGAGCCACGACAGUGGGGGCCUCCCUGAGCAGUGGAGGUACCUGCCGUUCCUCGCCCUGCCAGACGGGGCUCACAACUACCAGGAAGACACGGUGUACUUCCACCUGCCCCCGCUGAGCGCCGAGAUGAAGUGUGUGUACGGAGUGUCCUGCUACCGGCAGAUAGAGGCUAAGGCUCUGAAGGUCCGACUGGCAGAUGUUACCAGGGAGACGGUGCAGAAAAGUGUGUGUGUCCUCAGUAGAGUGCCUCUCUACGGCCUUCUACAGGCCAAGCUUCAGCUCAUCACUCACGCCUACUUUGAGGAGAAAGACUUCUCACAGAUCGAUAUUUUAAAGGAACUGUACGAACACAUGAACGGCUCACUGCGGGGGUCCACUCUGGAAGGGUCACAAGUGUAUUUAGGGUUAUCGCCGAGAGAUUUAAUACUUCACUUUAGACACAAGGUUCUCAUCCUCUUCAAACUGAUCCUGCUCGAGAAGAAGGUCCUGUUCUACGUCUCGCCUGUCAACAGACUCGUGGGGGCACUGAUGACUGUGUUGUCGCUGUUCCCAGGGAUGAUCGAGCACGGCCUGGCGGACUCCUCCCACUACCGGCCCAAGAGCAGCCUGUCAGAGGAGCCUGUCGGCGGGGGGGCGGAGCCCGCCGCCGCCGUGACCACGCCCUCCAUCGACGAGUUCGUCUCCGUCUCCGCCACGGACAUCGCCGAGCUGGUGGGGGAGGAGCCGCCCCCCCCCACGGGGGAGGGGGCGGGGGAGGGGGAGGGGGAGGGGGAGGGGGAGGGGGGGGACAGCCACCUCCUCCAGCCCCCCUCGCGGCCGUCCCCUGACUCGUCGGAGAGCGACUGGGAGACCCUGGACCCCAGCGUGCUGGAGGAGGCGGCGGCGGCGGCGGCGGGCGGCGAGAAGGGGGCGGAGCAUCCGGAGACCUUUGACCCCGAGCCGGGCAUCCCCAUCACGUCGCAGCCCCAGGCGGUGGGGGGGCAGGGCGGGGUCGUCCAGGGGCUGGUGUCCGGGCUGGAGGAGGAUCGCUACGGGCUGCCCCUCCCCGUCUUCACCAAGGGUUACCUGUGUCUGCCCUACAUGGCCCUGCAGCAGCACCACCUCCUGUCCGACGUGACGGUGCGCGGCUUCGUUGCCGGGGCGACCAACAUCCUGUUCCGCCAGCAGAGGCACCUGAGCGACGCCAUCGUCGACGUGGAGGAGGCCCGCAUCCAGAUCCAGGACCCGGAGCUGCGCCGUCUGCUGGCGCUGACCACGGCCGACCUGCGCUUCGCCGACUACCUGCUGAAGCACGUGACGGAGAACCGCGAGGACGUGUUCCUGGACGGGACGGGCUGGGAGGGCGGAGACGAGUGGAUCCGGGCGCAGUUCACCCUCUACCUCCACACGCUGCUGUCCUCCACCCUGCACCAAGACAGCGAGAGGCUUCUGGCGGACUACGGCGCCCCCUUCACCGCGGCAUGGAAGAUCACGCACAACUACCGCGUGUGGCAGAGCAACCGACACCAGGCCAUGACGGAGAUCACGCCAGGGCACCCUUUCCAGGGACAGUACAGUGUUGCAGAUGUGAAGCUCAGACUGUCUCAUUCGGUCCAGAACAGCGAGCGGGGGAAGAAGAUCGGGAAUGCCAUGAUGAGCACCAGCCGGAACGUGGUGCAGACGGGCAAGGCCGUUGGUCAGUCGGUGGGCGGCGCUCUGACCAGCGCCAAGUCGGCGAUGUCCUCCUGGUUCUCCACCCUGGCCACCCCGCCCGUUGCCGUGGUGAUGCCGUCCCCCGAGGAAGGGCACCACCAUGAGGAGCAGUGAGACUGUCCCUCCUCCUCCCCUCUCUCCUCCUCCUCCUUCCUCCUUCCUCCACCUGCUGCUGUGAGCCCGCUCUCCCCAGCGGGGGGGCGGCGAUGUCCGGGUCUCUACAGGACACUCUAACCCUAACCCACGACCCGGCUCUGUGAAGGACACGACCUAUAGAAGGACAGCUGGUUGAAACCCCCAUAGAGGGGAACCCCCAGACACACACUUACACCUACACACACAGUGCUCUCAUGAGUAAGGGGGGGUGACAGCAGACGUCGAUGCUGUAGGCUUCUGACCUGAUGGUCACUGAUCCUCGUCGCUGACGCCCGUCCAAGUCCUGUAAACGCGAUCUGAAGCUCGUCGCUAUGAGCAGCGUGUUUGGUCAAUGCUUACAUCUCCGUCAGGUCGGGUUCGAUUCUGUUUGGGCCGGAGCUCCCUGCAGUUGAAGGGCACGUCGCUAGGGUCCUUGUGGUUAAACGCGAGCUGGUCCUGGUCGUCUCCUUCCUCUGUUGUCGUAUGAUUUCAAACCUCGUCAACGUUAAACUGUCCUUCUGCCUCUUUCUCGGGAGAGGGGGGUCUUGAGAUAACUCGACUUGUCUACUAAACAGAUUUUGUGACGGGUUCGACGGGGUCUACUGUUGGGGUCUCGAGACCAACAAAGGGAAACACUGUCACCACUAACCGCCGAGUUUGACGGCGUUGCGGCCUGCAUUCCGGGAACAAGAUAUUCCCUUCGUGUAUUUUUUGCGUUCUUAUUUUUGGUUCUUUUCCACCUGAUCAAUUAUGAAAGCACCCGACCAGAUAACGACCGGCCGUUAGUCCCUGCACAUGUUUCUUUCAGAUCAAGAACACACCCCCCCCCCCCCCCCUAUCUCCUGAGAUGCACCUCCUUCAAUUUCGUAUCCAAGGUGAUUCAAACCCCCCCCCCCCCCGCAUCCCCAUGCUACUUAUAGCAUUAGCUGGUAGUGAAUAUUUAAAUCGAUAUACAUGCAUCAUUUAUUGUAACGCGAAGGGGUACUGAGUGGAAGGCUAAGGGGUAGAAGUGGCGGGGAACGGGGGAUAAAACGUAUUUAUUUGUUGGUCAUCAUGCUGGCUGUCCCCCUCCGACGUGGUCGACGCUGGAACUGUCCGUUGACCUCAUGGUGCUCCUGCCAGUGUUGCCAGAUUGGGCCCGAUUUACCUCCCAAUCUGGCAACCCUGGCUGCAGUUUACUGCAGGGGUUGCCAGAUUGGGCGGGAAUACCGAUUGGCAUAAAUUCGGCAACACUGCAUCCAGCUCUAUGGUCUUUGGUUUGAGGGAUUAUUUUGGGGUCGUUCUCUUUUCUGAAGAGUUGCAUGCUGCCCUGUCCAUUUCGUUUUUUUACGGUUGAAUUGAGUGCUCGUUUUAGGUUGGUUUCGUCGUCAACCGAUUUCUUUUCUGAUUUACUUUUAUACUUUUGUUUUUACCCAUGUGUUCAACAUCUGACGAUGGUCUUCCCUAAUGAGAAAAAACGAGUUAAUCUAUUUACGUUUUUUAUUAAUGUUCUGCAGAUAUAUUUCUAAAUGUGUAUUUAAAAAAAUGAAUGUAUUGUAAAAUUGUGACAUUAUAUUCACAGAAUAUUUUCGUGACUGACCCUUUUAAAGUAUUUGGGAACUAUGCGAUAUACACUAUAUUGUUGCAUUAAAAAAAAAAAUUAAACCAGAGCAAUUUGGUCGUUUGUUUCUCAUCGGUAUGUGAACGUAUCUCAGCCAAUCAAGGGAAGCUUUGUGUGUGUAUGGGAGAGUUGAAACGUCAGGACUAAAGCAAACAACUACACUGAAUGAGACCGACUGACCGGCCCCGAUAUGGCAGUUCUGUGGCUCCUCAAACCCUGCCUGACCCGCCAUAGGGAGGACAGCUUUCUGUAGGCCUUGACUGACACCAUAUUCACACUGCUCUUGUUCAUUUGAAACAAUGCCAACCCAACCCCUUUACAUUAUUUAUAAUAAGUAUAAACUCCAAGCAUCGUUUACAAAAAUACAAUUUGACAUGCAUGGCUUGGGGCUUAAUUAAAUGAACAAUUUCAGCUCUCAAACAAGGCCCUUGAAACGGGCUGUUUAUGAACAAGAAAGUAACAUAGCAUUGGAUAAAACACUCGACUACACACUGUCGAAUUGUUUAUAGUGAGCGGUAGCACAUAACAAAUUAGGGCGGCUCGAUUAUGGGAAAAAUCAUAAUCACGAUUAGUGGUCACUAUUGAAAACACGAUUAUUCAAACGAUUAUUU